Anisakis simplex (herring worm) is the source of this 279-nucleotide messenger RNA. The record is from the annotation of a GenBank genome assembly. Lineage: Eukaryota; Metazoa; Nematoda; Chromadorea; Rhabditida; Anisakidae.
UUGGAAAUUAAGGUUGAUCGUCCGUCGUUCCCGUGUCCAUGCAGCAGUGCAUCGUGCUCGAAUCCGGAGGGUCGAGUGGAAUUCAAUGCGGUUCGUGUGCGAGCACAUUAUCUGGAAACAAUGAUGCGCAUUCAGGUGCUUGAGAGCAAUUACAACUUCGACGGGGUUAGUCAAUUGAUUUGUUUAUUCGGAUUGUAUUGGAAAUUUAAAGAUACAUUUGUGGAUGUAGUGCGAUACUUUUAUAUAGUGCGUGCGAAGACGUUGAUUUGUUAUCGUUGA